AUGGAUCCAAAUCUUGACCUAGCAAAGAUCCUGGCGACGCUGGCGAAUUUACCCAAACCAGAGUCGCAAAGUUACGAACAGCAGGUGCAAGAAACCAAUCCAGUUCAGAGCUAUGCUGGUUUUCAGAAUCCAAUGCACGCGUAUCCAGAUCAUCAGAGCACAGCGUAUCAGCAUCCAGCCGAUCCUCGGUUAGUGAAUCGACAAACACAUCAACAUCGAGAACCUGCCCUCAAGCCACAAGAAAGAUCUUCGACUCCGUUGGUAGACCCCUCGACGAUCACAGAAUGGAAGCAGGGUCUUCGUUGUGUGAGCAAAUUAGCAGUCCAGAACCCAGACUUUGUCCCAGCGGUUCGCAAGCUGAUGAAGGACCAAGAGCAGAACGUUCGCUCUUGGGAAGGCGGGCGGGCACGACUGAUCGAAGACCACAAGUUCAAGCGUGAGAAUGAGCAAACGCAUCGUGCUGCACUAUCCUUGCCAGGAUUGUUGGGAGGCGCUCCACCCCUUCGUACUCCAGAACGCGAGAAAGAAGAACUAGAUGAGUAUGAUGCCAAAGUCUAUAGGGCGUCUAAAGCUAUGGUCGAGUCACAGACAUCUUCUCUCAAGCUACUUGGUGUGCCAUUCUUUGGAAUCAAGCCAUAUCUUGUGAUACAGUCGUCUGAAGAAACACAAGGAUCUGAUGCUUCGCAUUCACAUGGCAAGAUCACGAAGGAACAGCUUCUUGAGUUGCAACGCAAGAUGUUGAACCAUUUGAUGGAGCUCUAUGGGGACUGA
Messenger RNA from Plenodomus lingam JN3, 771 nucleotides. RefSeq lists its product as uncharacterized. The record is from RefSeq and is a predicted model, not a curated record. Lineage: Eukaryota; Fungi; Ascomycota; Dothideomycetes; Pleosporales; Leptosphaeriaceae.